Molecule: messenger RNA, 6255 nt
Organism: Quercus robur (English oak)
Lineage: Eukaryota; Viridiplantae; Streptophyta; Magnoliopsida; Fagales; Fagaceae
Exons: 17
Coding region: 174-5813 (1879 amino acids)
Biological process (GO): 5S class rRNA transcription by RNA polymerase III; transcription initiation at RNA polymerase III promoter
Cellular component (GO): transcription factor TFIIIC complex
Molecular function (GO): DNA binding
Source: RefSeq, a predicted model, not a curated record
GCCUUUGUUUUGGAAGAAGUUAGAAAUACACGGUUUUAUUUCUGCCAAAUCCUUCGCUACUCGUCCCGCCAUUAACACCACACCACACCAUCAUCAACCUCAAUUAUUUCAUUGAAUCAAUGAAAUAAAAAAACACUCUCUUUUCUCCUACAUGUUCUCUCUAUUUAUUUUCAAUGGACUCAAUCCUCAACUCAGCCCUUGAAGAAAUCUGUUCACAGGGCCAAAACGGUGUCACUCUCCCGACCCUUUACACCAAGCUCAGCCCUCUACUCUCUUCCUUCAACCUUGAUCUCUCACCAGGAGUGAAAAAAGCCAUCUGGGUCAGGCUCUUAAGCGUUCCAACCCUCCAAUUCCAGGCUCACAAUGUCUCGUACUCUCCCUCUGACCCUUCAAUUCAGUCUUUUGAAGAUGCCCAGAAGCUGAAUUUGAAGGUUUUUGCUAAAGAGCACUUGAGGGACAACUUUGUUGGGCUCUACAAUGUCCAAUCCGCCAAUGCCAACAUGUCUUCACCACAAAGGCGUGCCCUUGAACGACUUGCUAUUGCUAGAACAAAUGGGAUUACACAAAAUCAACUUGGCAAGGAAUUUGGCAUUGAAGGGAAGAAUUUGUUUUAUAUAGUGAGGAACCUUGAAUGUCAAGGACUGAUUGUGAGGCAGUCUGCGGUUGUAAGAACAAAAGAAGCUUCCAAUGAAGGGGAUCUGAAAAACAGUCCAUGUGUGAUCACCAAUAUAAUGUACUUGUAUCGCUAUGCAAAACAAUUGGGCUCCCAACAAAAAAUUGAGAUUACCAAGGAAGAACAGACCAUAGAGAGUAUAGGGAAUGCAGAUGAAAAUGAUACAAGUGGUGGUGGUUUUUAUGGAAAAUGUGUAAAAGAGGAUGUACAUGUGAGGGAUUAUGUACCGGCAAUGAAAGCUGUAUGUGAUAAACUGGAAGCAGCCACUGACAAGGUUCUUGUUGUAUCAGAUAUAAAAAAGGAGCUUGGUUAUUGUGGUCCUUCAGGGCAUAAAGAUUGGAGAAGAAUUUGCGACAAGUUGAAAGAUGCACAUAUUGUGGAGCAGUUUGAUGCUAAAGUGAAUGGGAAGGUUGAGGCUUGCUUGCGUUUGGUGAAAACAUUUUCUCCAAAGCAGUUUGGACCAAAUACUCAUGGAUGUGGAGAUGAUGAUUUUGAGGAAGAACAGCAGGUGAAAUUUGGAAAGCAACGUCAAAUCACUGAGCAACUUGUAGAGCUUCCCAUUGAGCAUCAAAUUUAUGACAUGAUUGAUGCAGCUGGAUCGGAGGGCUUGACUGUGAUGGAGGUCUGCAAGAGGCUUGGGAUUGACAACAAAAAGAACUAUAACCGACUAGUUAAUAUGUUCUCUAGAUUUGGAAUGAAUCUGCAGGCAGAAAACCAUAAAAAAUGUAUGAUAUAUCGCGUUUGGACACCUGGGAAUUUUGGUCCUGAAUCUGCUAAUGCAUUUCUGAGUAAAUCAAAAGAUGUUCUUGAUGAAAAUAAAUUCUCCAACAUACAUGUUGGCAAUUUAGAUGCUUCUAAGGGAUCAGCUCUAAUCUGUUCAGAGCAUGAUCCAUCAACUUCAGAAGGUGAUGUUGCUAGUCCUGGAAAGAUCAUAAAUCGACAAAUUGAUACUGAACUUUCUCAUGGGUCGCCUGGGGAUGGUGAUUCUAACCAUAUGCUCAUCUGUCCUAGCAACCCACUCUUUGAGCCAAGAGAUACAGUUUCUGGUGCAGAACUUAAUAUAGUGAGUACAGAGUUGGAAACAAAUGUUGAUUCAUCAGAAACACCACCUCCUGCUGCCUUGAAGCCACUUACUUCUGGAUCAUUUCAGAGGUAUCCAUGCCUGCCUUUGACUGCAGAUAGCGCUCGAAGGGAGCAAAGAAUACUUGAACGGUUACAGGAGGAGAAAUUCAUUCUGAGAGGUGAGCUGUUUAAGUGGCUGGUGAGUCUUGAGAAGGAUAAGUCCACAACUGCUGACAGGAAGACCAUUGACCGAAUUCUUAAUAAACUUCAGCAGCAAGGGCAUUGCAAAUGCAUGCUCAUCAAUUCUCCUGUUAUCACAAAUUUUGGCCGUAGCCGCAUCACCCAGGUGGUUCUGCACCCAUCUAUUCAAAGUUUAUCUCCUGAGCUACUUGCUGAAAUUCAUGAUAGACAUAGGUCUUUUGAAAUGCAAAGUCGCGGCCAGGGUUCAUCUCGGGUGAAAAAUGAUGGAUUAGUUCCUGAAUUGAAGAGCGUUCAGAGGAUUCAGAACCAUGUAGGUUCUGAUGUCCGAGCUGUUAGAUCAGAAUCCAUGCGUGCUAAUGGAUUUGUCUUGGCUAAAAUGGUUCGCGCAAAGCUGCUGCAUUGCUUUCUGUGGGAUUACCUGUUUAGUGCAGCUGGUUCUAAUGAUGCUUUAUCAUCUGGAAAGCAUGUCUAUGAAAUGAGUAGCUUGCAGACUAAUAGCAAAUUGUUUUCUCUAGAAGCGGCAAUUAAGGCCAUGCCAGUUGAGCUGUUCUUACAAGUUGUGGGGACCACUCAAAAGUUUGAUGAUAUGAUUGAGAAGUGUAAGAGGGGAUUGCUUCUCUCUGAUAUUCCUGCCGAGGAGUACAAGCAACUAAUGGAUACUCAUGCUACUGGAAGGAUUUCAUUGGUUAUUGACAUUUUACAACGGUUGAAGCUGAUUCGGAUGAUAACUGAUGGACAUUUAAAAGGAGUUGAGGUACCACAUGUCACUUAUACACAUGCAAUGGAGCUUAAGCCUUACAUUGAGGAACCACUCUCAAAAUAUGCUACAUCUUUAAGUUUUAUAGAUCUUGAUCUUCGCCCACGAAUGAGACAUGACUUUAUCCUGUCAAGUAAAGCCACUGUUAAUGAGUAUUGGCAAACUUUGGAGUAUUGCUAUGCUGCUGCUGAUCCAAGAUCUGCUUUGCUUGCAUUCCCUGGAUCUGCUGUUCAUGAGGUUUUCCUAUUCCGGUCAUGGGCCUCAGUCCGGGUUAUGACAGCUGAUCAGCGUGCAGAGCUCUUAAAUCGUGUGGUGCAGGAUGAUAUAAGUGAAAAAAUUUCAUAUAAAGAUUGUGAGAAGAUUGCAAAGGAACUUAAUCUGACCUUAGAGCAGGUGCUUCGUGUGUAUUAUGAUAAGCGCCAACAACGACUUAAUAGAUUUCAGGGUAAAGGGGAUGAGUCCCAACCAGUAAGAAGGAAACGCAAUUCAUCUUCUUGGAGAGGGGAAAGAUCUCCAGUAGCGAGGUCAACAAAGCAUGCUAGAGUUGACGCAGAAACUGGACAGUUGGACAAGCAGAGAUUUGAUGGAUUGCCUGAUACUGUUAACCAAUGUAUGGGAGAAAAAGAUCUUUUGGUCACUUAUCCAGGAGAGCAUAACAUUCAUUUGCAAACAAUUCAGGAGGAUGAUCAUCUCGAAAGUGAGGAGGAGCCAGGACAAAGUGAAGAUGAGGAGUGCUAUUCCUUUAUUAGUCAGUGUGCUGUUUCAAAGAUGAAUCCAACUCGUCAAAGAAGGUUUUCAUGGACAGAUGAAGCUGACAGGCAAUUGGUGAUCCAAUAUGUAAGACACCGUGUAGUUCGUGGGGCAAAAUAUCAUCGCACAGAUUGGUCUUCGCUUCCUGACCUUCCAGCACCUCCAGUUACCUGUAAGAGAAGAAUGGCAUUGCUGAACAGGAACAGAAUAUUUAGAAAAGCUGUAAUGAGGCUCUGUAAUGUGCUUGGUGCGCGGUACGCUAAACACCUGGAGAAAACCCAGAACAGGUUACCAAAGAAAGAUGCUCGUGGAAUGCUUGUGCAAAGUUUAUCAGUGGAAGGUCUUGAGAGGAAUUUUUCCAAUGUUGAUGAACAUACUCAAGAGACAGGUCUUGAGGAAAAACCGUGGUAUGAUUUUGAUGAUGAAAGUCUAAAGGCAGACCUUGAUGAGGUUAUGUGGUACAAGAGGAUGGGUAAACUGGAGGCCUCCAGAAGAGUUGAAUCUGCAAAUGACUCUCAGGACUCUGAAUUGGUUGCAUCAAACAGUUCUUGUCAGGAUGUUGAGAACAAUGGUCUACAAAAAAUAACUGCCAAAAAAUCACGUCGCCGCCUUAAUCAGAAGUUUAUUAAGCUUUUGAAUGAAGGGGUCAAUGUUAGUAGACAAGUAUAUGAGUCAUUGGCUGUUUCCAAUGCUGUAGAGCUAUUUAAGCUUGUCUUUUUAAGUACCUCAACAGCAGCAGAGGUGCCAAAUCUGCUGGCAGAAAUUUUACGGCGUUACUCACAGCAUGAUCUUUUUGCAGCUUUUAACUUCCUUAGAGAGAAUAAAAUCAUGGUUGGGGGUAACGGUACUCAACCUUUCGAACUUUCACAACAUUUCUUGCAUGGUGUUUCUAGGUCAAAAUUUCCAACUGAUACUGAAAAGAGAGCUGCUAAAUUUAAUAGUUGGCUCCAUGAAAGAGAAAAAGAUCUUAUGGAGGGGGGGAUAAAUCUUACUGAAGAUUUACAGUGUGGGGACAUUUUCCAUUUGUUUGCUCUAGUUUCUUCAGGUGAACUGUCCAUUUCUCCGCACUUGCCAGAUGAAGGAGUUGGAGAGGCUGAAGAUCCAAGAAGCUUGAAACGUAAAAAUGAUAACAAUGAAUCUUGUGCUGAUGAUAAGGCUAAGAAACAGAAAUCCUUAACGGCAAGUGAGGGAGAAAUUCGCAGAGAAAAAGGUUUUCCAGGGAUCAUGGUAUCCAUACAUCGUGCAACAUUUUCUAGAGCCAAUGUUAUAGAAUUGUUUAAAGAUAGGACCAGCUAUAAUUGUGAACAACUUUUGCUUGACGGGAAUGAUCAAUCCAACAUUUCGUUUGGUCAGAGCUGUAGUUCACCUUGUGUUGACCAUAUGAAGGAAAUUCUUAGUUCAGAUGCCGUUGUGCCUAUAGCCAGGAAUCAUGGUGAGUCACCUUGGGAAGCUAUGGCAAGCUUUGCUGAAUAUUUGAUGUCAAUACCUUCUGAUCAGGAAGAAGCAAAUCCCAUCCAUCCUGAGGUUUUUGGGACUGUUUAUGCUGCUAUUCAGAAGGCUGGUGACCAAGGUUUGAGCAUGGAAGAAGUUUCCCAAUUCAUUAAUACGCCAGGAGAAAGGAUUCCUGAACUUAUCAUUGACGUGCUACAAGCAUUUCACCGUGCCUUAAAGGUCAAUGGUUAUGAUUCUGUUCGUGUUGUUGAUUCUCUAUAUCGUUCCAAGUAUUUUUUGACUUCAAAGUCCAGAUUUUGUGAUAAUGUUAAACCACCUUCAUCGACCAAGUCUUUAGGAAGAAGUGAUGACAGUCACUUGAUUGUCCUGCCAGAAAAUCAUGUCAUUGGUGAUGCAAAUUUAAAAAGAAAAACAGGCUCGAGUGUUGACAAUCAGCACAAAGUGACGAUUCUUAAUCUACCCGAAGAGGUUACUGAGCCCUCAAAUGAAAAUCAAACAAGCAAUUUGCUUAAAAAAACUGUUUUACCUAAUGGCAAAAAAGAGGAUGAAGCCUCUUUAAUCUCUUCUGGUGAAUUAUGCAUGCCAAUAUUGCCUUGGAUUAAUGGAGACGGGACUGUUAACAAUAUGGUUUACAAGGGAGUUCGACGCCGUGUUCUUGGAAUUGUGAUGCAAAAUCCAGGGAUAUUAGAGGAUGACAUUAUCCGUCAGAUGGUGGAUAUAUUGAACCCCCAGAGCUGUAGAAAAUUGUUGGAGUUGAUGUUUCUGGAUAAACACCUCCAUGUAAAGAAGAUGUAUCAAACCACAUCCAAUGCAUCCCCAGGCAUUCUUGGUACCCUCCUUGGAAGCAAACUCAGCAUGAAAAAAUUUGAUAUUCGCGAGCAUUUCUUUGCAAAUCCCAUGAGUACAUCCUUAUUGUAGGGAACAACUUUAAGCAUAUUUUAAAAUAGGUUUUUGGAGAGCAACUUUGCUUCCUCUUCACAAAAGUACUCAAGUUUGUGGGUCAAAUGUAAAGAGUAGCAUUGAAUGCUGAUUCUUGUAUAGAGUAUUCGAAUGAGUGAUCUUAGGAUGUUCACUCUUUUUUUUGCUCCCCCUUUUUGCUAAAUUAAAUAGGGUAGGGGGAAGUGAUCAAUCUGUCGAAGACUGACUGUGCUGAUGGAAUGUGUGGUCUUAGGAUUGUAACUCUUGAAGCUGAAAGAAGUCUUUUUUUUUUUUUUUGGUUAGCAUUUUCUGUAUAGUUCUUCACUUUUGUACUCCUGCUUAAUGGGAAUUCAAUAUUUAGUGUAGAUAAAAUGUACUCAUAAACUCUUUUGUAUAGUAAAAUGGUUAUUAAUGACAUGCAGAUUUCAAAUUAAGGGAACCA